Neocloeon triangulifer is the source of this 2445-nucleotide messenger RNA. RefSeq lists its product as uncharacterized. Bases 60 to 2318 code for a protein of 752 amino acids. The record is from RefSeq and is a predicted model, not a curated record. Gene Ontology annotation, biological process: biological process involved in interspecies interaction between organisms. Gene Ontology annotation, cellular component: external side of plasma membrane. Gene Ontology annotation, molecular function: carbohydrate binding. The transcript has 20 exons. NCBI's taxonomy places the organism in Eukaryota, Metazoa, Arthropoda, Insecta, Ephemeroptera, Baetidae.
UCAACGAAUGCACAAACUGCGAUCACUCUGUAAAAUCCACUUUCAAAAGUUACAAUGUGAUGUGUCGCUCUACCCUAGCAAUUUUCAUUAUUUUAAUUCUGUCGGACGUUCUUUUAGGGUGGAGUUCCAAGGAGAAUACACAAAACGCCAGCAUCCAAAAGCAUCGUAAACGUAUCGGAAAGAAAGCAUCGCGGAAUGCAAUUGUCCGGUCCGCCAAGAAAGCCGUACAAGUGCGUGCCAAUGGACAGCGUUUGCAUUCGAUAAAACUUAUACGUCAAAGUGGAAACACCUACGUUGCCACAGCGCAGUAUGCAAAGCCACAGAGAACCCUCAUUGUUAAGUGCUGCGGGUUCAGUAAAUGUCAUGAUGGCAGUAAAGGAUACCGGAACAACACAUCAAAUACGAAAAAAGAACCAAUAGACCUAAGCGGGCCAAAUCCGCUGCGAUUAAGAAUCGGAAACACGAAAUACAAAUUUCCAAAAGAGCAGGCAACAUUUUCUGAGGCGAAAAAGAUUUGUGAUAAGGACGACAUGGACAUUGCUACAUUUAGCAAUCCUGACGAAGUGGGAAAAAUCACAGAAUAUCUCAAUUAUAUUGGGUUGUCUGACAACCCCGUUUUUGCGUCCUUGUCCUCGGUUCAAAGCGGCAAUUCCACCUUGAGCAACUGGGGUCAGGAUGCCCCACCUGGGGGCGAGGGCAACUGUUUGGUAGAACAAAACGGGGCCCUUUACAACGCGUCUUGCGACCAAAAAGCCAACUUUGCCUGUGAAGAGCGACCUCUUCCCGACGGAGUCACCACAACAAUUGGACCAUCAUCGCUCUCCUCAUUAGAAGAUGCUGUUUUGAAUUUCGUCGGCGGUAAAAACAUUUUGGUCCCGAGCGAAAAAGCCACCGUUCCAGAAGCAACAAGUCUGUGCGCCAAUCAGGGCCUUGAACUCAUGUCGCUCGACUCGAUGGCCCAAUUGGACUCGGUCCAGGAUUUCCUUGGAGACAUUGGAUUGUCAACGAGCACGGUGCUGACGUCUUUAAAAAAAGUGACCGACGGAGGUUCGAACUGGUUGGGCGAUUUGGCUUCGGCUUUCAUGCCUCAAAAGGACCCGGCAAAAGACGGGGACUGCACAGGGCUGACUUCCAUGGGCAUCACGGGCAUUUCCUGUGACACAGUUUCCAAUUUCGUUUGCCAGGCGCCGGAAUCUGGAAAGUCAAAAACUGGUGCAACGACUAGUGGAGCUAAAGCUGCAGCAGACACAACCACUUCUGCAGACAAUCCUCAAACUUCUGCGGCAACCAACAUUGUGCCAGCAGCGCUAACAACUAUGAAUACUGACUCGGUCACUUCCGUAUCAAGCACUGAUACGGCCUCCACCACCUCAGGAUUGUCCAACCCCGCUUCAACUGCAGACACCCCAUCAACGCCCACUACGGUCAACCCUAGCAUAACGGGAACAACUUUAACCUCGCUGGGAGCAAGUACAACAAUUGGAAUAGCAGCGUCAACUCAAUCCACAUCCUCAGUCUCUUCAUCAGCCUCAAUCCUUACAACAUCUGCACUUUCUUCAACCUCUAUCGGUGCAACUGCAACAACUGCGCUUCCAUCAACAACAAAAUCAGUGACAACUCCUUCAAUAACAGCAACAACAACUGCAACAACAACUAUAAUAACAACAAAACCAAUAGCAAUAGCAGCGUCAACAACGGUAACAACACCAACACCGACAGCUACAACCACUGUAACGACAACAAAACCAACAACUACAACAACUGUACCGACGACGACACCAACAACUACAACAACUGUAACGACGACGACACCAACAACUACAACAACUGUACCGACGACGACACCAACAAUUACAACAACUGUAACGACGACGACACCAACAACUACAACAACUGUAACGACGACGACAACAGUAGUGACAACACCUUUACCUUACUACAAUUUCACCUCAAUUAUUGGCACGAAAUAUUUGAUUUCAACCAGCCCAGUGAGCUACGACAAUGCAGAAGCUUGGUGUAACACGUACGGGCUGACUUUUUUGAACAUUAAGAGUAUUGGGAUCGUUGCAGACAUCGCUGCCGCACUAAAUAAAGAGCCCGCAAAAUCAGCAAUGUCCUACUCUGACGAUGUUGCUAUUGGGCUUCGCAAUACCGGUACUUGGCAGUGGUCAAAAGGCACAACUUACAGCAAGAUGAAUCUUGGCUGGAUUAUGAGUGUCCCCACUUCUGGCGACUGCGGAGGGAUAAAUAGAGCAAAUGUCGUAAGCGCCACUGUCUUCUCUUGCACGGUCAGUAAAAGGAUUAUCUGCUCGGCGUAAAAUUUUAAAGUAUAUAUGAAAUAAAAAUUUUCAAGAAAAACUUUUGAUCAUGUAUAUGUAUAGAAAAAACCACAUAGAUAUUGUUUAUGAGAAAGAUUGCUUAUAUAUAAUGGAUGUUUUAGAAGGG